AUGAACUCAAUUGGGGAAUUCUUUACCUAUAACCCCACUUAUCAGUUCUGGAUCUGCAAGACCUGUGAAUAUGCCGUGGAUGCUAAAACCAUUGUCGGCCAUCUAACCAAUAAGCACCGACAACACCCUUCUGCCCGUACAUUGGCACAGCGGACGGCAAUUUGUGCUGAAGCCGUCAACGUUGGAAGGAACUUCAAUACCAAUCCUUUUGUCCCGCCAUCCCCUGACUCCCGGCCGAUCCCCGGAUUACCGGUCUACCGUGGUAACUGCUGUCAAGUCGAAAACUGUCAAUUUACGUGUCGCAGCGUAAGAACGAUGCAAAAACAUCGCAGGCAGGUUCAUCACAUCUCUAUCGCUGCCGCUGCCAGCGGAAGGCCAAGAAUCAAGCGGGAAGAAGACUCAUCAAUAAACCCGAACGGUCACCCUGUGUACUGCCAGCGAUUAACUCCAAGUGGGAACUUCAGUUCCUUCUUUAUCGUUACGCCAGAUCCAGCAGAGGUUAUGCCAGAUCCAGCAGAGGUUAUGCCAGAUCCAGCAGAGGUUCCGCCAGAUCCAGCAGAGGUUCCGCCAGAUCCAGCAGAGCUAUUAAGCGUCCAGAUACAAGAGGGUGGUGCCGAAGACCGGAGUUGUCGCAAGGGCAAGGAGCGAGCUGUUGCUCCAUCUGACGAUAGCGAUGAUAGCGGUGCUGACCCUGACGACGGCGAAGAGCACCUUCCGGAGACGCCUCGGGAAUCCGUGCAGAAACGUGCGGCUCCUGCGACUCCCGUGGCGGCAGGCAAGCCGUCGAAAAAGCCGAAGAAGUCGGCGAGUGGAAAAGAGGUUCCGAUUCCUCCUUCUGGAGAGUGGGCAAAGCCUCGUUCUGGACCGGAGUAUGACGCUUCGAUAUACCAGACUCCUCUCGACUGGCCCAUGGUGUACAAACUGAACGAUGAGGAGUGUGCACUGGAUGUCUUCGAGCGGCUUCGGUCUGUGCGUCGUCGUGUGAAUGACGACCAUAGGCGUAUGCGUGCCGGGAUGAUCGCUCGCGGCUGGUGGGCUCCGUCUAACGACACCGACGCCGAAAGCAGUGAUGAUGAGGAUGCUGAUUCCGUGGAUUUCCUGAACACCCUGGUCUGA
Penicillium psychrosexuale is the source of this 1116-nucleotide messenger RNA. RefSeq lists its product as uncharacterized. The record is from RefSeq and is a predicted model, not a curated record. The coding region runs from base 1 to 1116 and encodes 371 amino acids. Lineage: Eukaryota; Fungi; Ascomycota; Eurotiomycetes; Eurotiales; Aspergillaceae. The transcript has a single exon.